AUGUCGGGCGCGGACUUCGCCCACGGCGACGAGGAGUCCUGCCAUCGGAGGAGGGCAGCCGUGCAGCACCUAGCGCUUUUCGUGCCGUGGGAGUCCUUCCUAUGCGAAGAAACAGGCGAUAUCAAUGGCAUCUGGGCGCGGGCGCGAGAGGCGCGGGCGCGAGAGGCGCUGGCUCCCAGAAUAUCAUGUCUCGUCGACCACGUGCAGCUGCUCCGACGAUCAGCUGAAGACGCAAAGCGUGACGCCAAGCAAUGGGCAGCCUCGUCCAGCGAUGGCGACCCCACGGUCGCACACGUGGAGAAGGGUGGGGCGAGCGAGGCGGGCGCGGGCGCGGGCGCGGGCGCGGGCGCGGGCGCGGGAUCCGCAGCGACGUAUCAGUCCAACAGCAUCGGAGACGCAACGCGGCUGAUCGACGUCGUCCGAGGUGCAGUGGGCACGAAUCAGGUGAAGGCCAAGUCGCCGGAGCUCACGGCAAUGAUGCAGCAGCUCUGUCGAUUCCAGCAAUCGGCGCUGCGCUCGACGGCCGAGCUCGCGGCCACCGUGAUGACCGAACGAGGGGAGAGGCGGAUAAGCAUGCCAGGGCGGAUAUUUUCCGGGGCCGCACUACCACCGCAGGAUCAGGUCAAGGCCAUCAAGUCGCAGCAGGCAAGUGCCUCGGAGGAGAGGGAGCGGAUGAUCCAAGGCAUACAGAGCACACCCGUGGCCUGGGGAAGCGACCGCCGCGCUGCGUUGCGGAGAGUGAUGACUGGCUUCGGGGAGGACGAGAUCGAAAUAACGAUGGCAGACUCCGACGAGACCGCUAGCGACGUAAACGCGGGAAUGCGCGUCCUGUUCGGACCAUCAGCCUCCUUCUUCGCGGCGGGCAGGGGGUGCGAUGCCGGCCAGCUGUGCCAGUUCGUCGGCGACGAGGGGGGGGCUGCCGCGGCGCGGAUCAAUGGCAUCACGAUCCACUCCGCCUGCGGGUUUAGCAAGGACCAAGGGGCGGGCGCGAACACGGCCAAAGAUCUCGACGGGGUGCGGCUGCCAAAACGGACGGAGCGGUUCAUCCACGGGCAGUCUCGGAUGAGCUGGCACGAGAAGGACGUGCUCGUCAUCGACGAGGUGAGCAUGCUCGGAUCACGGACGCUGCACGCCUUCCGGCCGGUCCAAGAGAGGGCCGAGCAGCGGCACCAGCACGACAAAGCGCACGCGCUGUGGAAGAGGUUUACGACGGUCGUCAUGUUGGACGAGCAAAUGCGAGCCGCCGGGGAUCCGGAAUUGCAGGGGCUGCUGAAGCGAAUCCGACUGGGCGUGCAGGACCGCACGGAUCUAUACCUCCUCAACUCAAGGUGCUACCGGGAGGGCAGGCGGAUCCCGUGGGAGGCGGGCAUCACCGUGCAACAGUCGAUGAUGCGCAUCUUCAUCUCCGAGCAUAAGUGGAAAGAGGAGCUGCCGACGGAGAAGGAGGCGAUCAUGAUGCUCAACCAGGGCGACGACAGCGCGAUCCCGGUGCCGGCCAUCUUCAUGUUCGUGGCCGGGAUGCCGGUCGUCGUGAACCACAACACCCAUCAGGGGCUGAAGCUGGUGAACGGCGCCAGCUACUCGGCGGUGGAGGUCAUUGUCGACAAGGCGUACCCGGGACAUCGGAUCUCGGCCGACAUGAUGCUUCACUUCUGA
Molecule: messenger RNA, 1656 nt
Organism: Hirsutella rhossiliensis
Lineage: Eukaryota; Fungi; Ascomycota; Sordariomycetes; Hypocreales; Ophiocordycipitaceae
Product: ATP-dependent DNA helicase PIF1
Exons: 8
Coding region: 1-1656 (551 amino acids)
Source: RefSeq, a predicted model, not a curated record